Messenger RNA from Gymnogyps californianus (California condor), 793 nucleotides. It is a transcript of the gene CABP2, whose product is annotated as calcium binding protein 2. NCBI's taxonomy places the organism in Eukaryota, Metazoa, Chordata, Aves, Accipitriformes, Cathartidae. Gene Ontology annotation, molecular function: calcium ion binding. The record is from RefSeq and is a predicted model, not a curated record. Bases 1 to 735 code for a protein of 244 amino acids. The transcript has 8 exons.
AUGUUCUUUCUCUUCCGCGGACCCCAGCGGCGGGGCACCGGCAGCCCCGCAUGCCCUACGGCGCGGGGGCAGCCCCCAGCCAUGGGCAACUGCACCAAGACCCCUGAGCGGAGGCUCCCUAAGGACGGGAAGCCGCGCUCCGGCCCCCCGGCCUCCGACGCUGGUGACCCCGAGGAGGCGGCGGAGGCGGCACAGUCUCCCCCGUUGCAGAGCUACUCGGUGCUGCAGGGGCUGGUGGGGCCGGCCUGCAUCUUCCUGCGGCAGAGCAUCGCCAUCACCCAGCUGGACCGAGAGCUGCGGCCCGAAGAGAUCGAAGAGCUGAAGCAGGCCUUCCGGGAGUUCGACAAGGACCGCGACGGGUACAUCAGCUACAAGGACCUGGGCGAGUGCAUGCGGACCAUGGGCUACAUGCCCACCGAGAUGGAGCUCAUCGAGCUGUCCCAGCAGAUCACUGGGGGCAAGGUGGAUUUUGACGAUUUUGUGGAGCUGAUGGGCCCCAAGAUGCUGGCGGAGACGGCGGACAUGAUCGGGAUCAAGGAGCUGCGCGAUGCCUUCCGUGAGUUCGACACCAACGGAGACGGGCAGAUCAGCAUGGCGGAGCUGCGGGAGGCCAUGCGGAAGCUGCUGGGGCAGCAGCUCAACUACCGGGAGGUGGACGAGAUCCUCAAGGACGUGGAUCUCAACGGAGACGGCCUGGUGGACUUUGAAGAGUUUGUGCGGAUGAUGUCGCGCUGAGGGCGGCGCGUGCCAACACGGGACCCGAGCCCCCGCCGUGCCUUACGAAGAGGAGGGG